This is a messenger RNA of Paramuricea clavata, 348 nucleotides long. The record is from the annotation of a GenBank genome assembly. Lineage: Eukaryota; Metazoa; Cnidaria; Anthozoa; Malacalcyonacea; Plexauridae.
UGUCUAAGCGAAACAAAACCUCGACUGUUUGCUGAUGAUACAAACCUAACAGCUGCGGGAGAAUCUAUAAAUUAUGUUGAAGCUGCAAUGAAUUCUGAUUUAGAAAACCUUAGGAAAUGGUUAAUUGCCAACAAACUAAGUUUAAAUGUGGCCAAAACAGAAUUUAUAUUAAUUGGAUCUAAACCAAUGAUAAAAAGUAUCUCAAAUAAACAACCAAACAUUAUCAUAGAAAACAAACCAAUUAAACAAGUAUAUGAUUGCAAAACUCUUGGAGUGACUGUUGACCAGCAUUUGUCUUGGAAGAAUAAUACCGAAAGAAUAAUACUGAAACAAUUUGCAAGAAAAUAA